This is a messenger RNA of Brienomyrus brachyistius, 2704 nucleotides long. It is a transcript of the gene rbck1, whose product is annotated as RanBP-type and C3HC4-type zinc finger containing 1. NCBI's taxonomy places the organism in Eukaryota, Metazoa, Chordata, Actinopteri, Osteoglossiformes, Mormyridae. Gene Ontology annotation, biological process: protein linear polyubiquitination; positive regulation of canonical NF-kappaB signal transduction; proteasome-mediated ubiquitin-dependent protein catabolic process. The record is from RefSeq and is a predicted model, not a curated record. Gene Ontology annotation, cellular component: LUBAC complex. The coding region runs from base 186 to 1769 and encodes 527 amino acids. Gene Ontology annotation, molecular function: ubiquitin-protein transferase activity; metal ion binding; ubiquitin binding. The transcript has 13 exons.
CUGGCUACAGUUGCGGUCCAUCUCAUUUUGUAAAGGGUCCCUUUAAAUGCCCACUUCCUGGAAUUUACUUUGCUUUCGCUUUUCAUUCUGAAAGAAACUGAUUAGUAUUUGCCUUCUUGCUAAGAGUAUGUAGAUAGAUAGCUUGCCACGUAAAGGUCACAUAUAUUGUCAUUUGACAGUAAGAAAUGGCUGCGCCUGACGUUCCAGAUUCCGACCGGUUGGAAUUGGCGGAGCGUUUAGCUCGGUCCCUAAGCGAAGCACUCAGCAGUGGCGAUAAAGAAACUUCCUCGAAAAACGCGGCGUUACUGGCGGAAUUAAGUCUGCCGGUAUCCGUCAACAUCCGCGGUGAAGCGUACUCCGACAACCAGAUACGGCUAAAGGUUGGAAUUGAAGACGCCAUUCAAGAAUUAGCUGCUCCCAUAACAUUGACAGUGACAGCAGAUAUGACCAUCUCAGAACUGAAAGAAAAGGUGAACAAGGACUUUGGAUUCCAUCCAAGCCUGCAGGCCUGGGUAAUCGGCAAGCGUCUUGCCCAUGACGAUGAGUCGCUCUACAGCCAUGGCGUACGGAAGGAUGGAGACCAAGUGUACUUAUACCUCAGGUCAGCUAAGAAGGCAAAUCUGAGCCGUGAGCAGCAGAAACAAUAUGAGGAAAUCCAGCGUCUAGAUGGCAUCAUUGAAAUCAUGGAAGCGGACUCACUUCAGCCCAGAGGUACUGGAGGAACGCUGGGUGCGCAGAAUGAAGCAAGGAAUCUCCUACCGAAACUGGCCCCUAGUCUUAAACCUCAGCCUAAGCCUAGACCUCCUCCUAAGCCACAGGUGGGGUGGCCAUGUCCCAUUUGCACGUUUGUGAACAAACCAACACGUCCUGGCUGUGAGAUGUGCGGGGAACCAACGCCUGCAGAUUAUAAAAUCCCCCGUGACUACCAGGCAGAUGCGGAGGAGGAGAACAGGCUGAAAACAGAGGAGUUUGCCUGUCUGCAAUACCAACAGGCACUGGAAGAUGAAAGGUUGAGAAAUUUCCAUAUUCUAAAAGAAACGGAGGAACACAACCUGAUUCCUAAUCAAGAAGAGGUGGAGUGCCCCAUAUGCUUUACAGUGAUAGGUCCAGGAGAUGGCGCCACACUUCGCGAGUGUCUUCACAACUUCUGCAAGGAUUGUUUGAAAGGAACAAUUACAAACAGCAUGGAUGCUGAAGUGUCCUGUCCGUACGGUAAUGAUGACUAUGUCUGUGAAAGCAAGCUGCAGGACAGAGAAAUUCAAGCCCUUCUUUCCCCAGAAGAGUAUGCCAAGAUUCUGGAGCUGAGGCUCAGCAUCGCAGAGACUCGCAGCGAGAACAGCUACCACUGCAAGACCCCGGACUGCGCUGGCUGGUGCAUCUUCGAAGACGAGGUCAACGAGUUUGAGUGUCAGCUUUGUCGUGAGACCAACUGCCUGCUCUGCAAAGCCAUUCACAAAGACAUGAACUGCCAGCAAUACCAAGACGACCUGCGCAUCAGGGCCGAAAACGACGUUGCUGCCAGGCAGACCACCGAGAUGCUCAACACCAUGCUGCAAACUGGGGAGGCCAUGAAUUGCCCCAGGUGCAAGAUCAUUGUGCAGAAGAAGGAUGGAUGUGACUGGAUGUGCUGUGUCAUGUGCAAGACGGAGAUCUGCUGGGUGACCCGACAGGCGCGCUGGGGACCCAACGGUCAUGGGGAUACCUCCGGUGGAUGCAGAUGCAGAGUGAAUGGAGCACUCUGUCACCCUCAGUGCCAGAACUGCCACUGAGCCGACGAGCCCUCUGGACAUAACGGACUUGCAUGUUCCGCUGAAACUAACGUCUUCCCAGAUCCUAUUCUUUACUCCCGACUCAAGGCUAGUUAUCUUACCUGGUUAAUUUAAUUAUAUAUAUUAUUCAAAUUAAGUAGUGACAUUUUUAAAAUGAUUGCAAAUUACUUUACAAAAUGGUUGCUUCCAGAGGCGAUUCUAAGAUUUGACCCUUGGGGGGGGGGGGGGGGGGUUUCCCAAUUGUGUCUUUGCCAAGCUGAAGGGGUACAAAGUGUGUACAAGAACAUGUGACAGAUUGCAAAAGGGAUUUAGAGAAACAUUUUUCCAGGAGGGCUGAGGCGAAAUACAGGGCGCAUGAAGAUCCCCUGCAUGAGAUUGAGAAUCAUCUCUGGGUGUCUCUCUCAUUCUUUUCUUUGAAAGUACGGACACUAAGCAGUACUGUUUACCUUUUAUAAGGGGCAUGCUUGAGUGCAUCUCUUACAUCGAGUUUGUUUUCAUUUUGUUGAAAUUGUAAUUCUGAGGUUUUCCAAGUUAAAAAUAAAGGACAUUUUUUUGUUUUGUCAACAUUAUGCAUUCAGUACCCAUAACCACUUAUCUAGUUCAGGUGUGUCUGAUCAUGAUCAUUAGCUCAUGUCUAGAUUACAGUCUGAUUGUCUCAAUCAUGUCAUCAUUAUGACAUCAUAAUCCCAUUCUACUCCAACCAAAACCCAAAUCAUACAAAACAGCUUUGCAGUUAGUUUCCUAUGAAGUUAGUACAUUGGUUUUCAUUACAGGUCUGAUUCAAAGUGACUACAGAUUAUGUUGUUUUUUGAUACUUUUGAUCAAAAAUAUAAAGGAUUAAAAUGAAAGGUUUUAUGGUGGUAUAAGUAUGGAUAUGACAACCUCUUAACCUGAUUUUGUUGUAAAAUAUUAAUAAAAAUAUUUUUAAUCAUGAA